Molecule: messenger RNA, 3288 nt
Organism: Rhizoctonia solani
Lineage: Eukaryota; Fungi; Basidiomycota; Agaricomycetes; Cantharellales; Ceratobasidiaceae
Exons: 25
Coding region: 1-3288 (1095 amino acids)
Molecular function (GO): ATP-dependent chromatin remodeler activity; ATP binding
Source: RefSeq, a predicted model, not a curated record
AUGGAUUCAAAAGUAACUUUAGAGCGGCUAGAAAAAGAUCUAGCAGAGCAUCGGCUCGAGGAUAAUACCACACUUGGGCACUCGACAAACGACUUAUUUUUUGAUAUCCAGGACGAGGAACUAGUGGAAAAUGAGCGGCAAAAACAAGGGAACACAUCCGAAGAUCCUCUGUUUCGCCCAUCGAGCUCCCAAGACAUACCGGCUUCUGAUCGUCAUAAUUCUCCAGAUGGGGACGUCGAUUGGGUGCCUACGGAUGAAGAGAGAGGCUCAACGCCACGUGCACCUUCGACAACCCACACAAAAUCUGCGCCUUCGUCUGUUAUAACUAUAUCUGACUCUGAGGACGAAACUGCGCCACCCCCAAAGAAACAAAAACCAGCAACGUCUCUGCCUGCUAUUUCUAGCAGAGCCAAUAGCGCUUCUGCAUCCAGUUUGUCACUGCGAUCCCAAUCUACCAAACCUCCUGAUUAUGCCGCUCUGUUCGUCGGAGACCUUACGGUUGAGGCAUGGUCAACGGUCAAGGGAAAAGGUCAUCUCCGCCCCGGCGAGUUACUUCGGCUCGAGCGAGAUGACCUUCCCGGGAAAACAUCGAACAAGUCGAAAGCCAAUAAUAUCGCAUCCAUCACCGCUGCGGCAAAGAAGAAGCUAGGGAGGACGCAAUAUGAUUCAAUUUCUCGUUGGAUCGCCAAACUGCUGGACAAGGACCUAGUGCAUCUGUCUGGGUUACCUCUGGACCCUCCUUCCGAGUUCAAACACACUGGAGAUAAUUUCAAGAUAUUGCUGAAAGCGUACCUCAAAGCCUCGGCUUUCCGCCCAUUACCUAUGGGUUCCAAACCUAUAAUGAACAAGACGCUCGAAAAACAUCUCAACGCGAACAAGAAAGCGUCCUUAUUCUUCGAAGGAGCAGAGACUGCCGAAGAGCAGGCUUUACGCGAGCGCAAGGUUUCAGUGAUUUCGCGGGGAGAGAAGGGAAGAAAUCAUCGAGAACGUCUGGUCGCGCAAAAUCAGCUGAUGCGGGUGAUUCGCGGCCUUCAAACAAGGGAGAUGGUGGAAAAAAAAUUGAAAACGACUGAAACGAUUGGCGAAGGAGAAGAGGCUGAAGAGGCUGAGUUGGAAGGCGAGGAACUGAACACUAAUCAGCUUGGAGAUAUCUAUCAAAAAGCCCAGCGUGGCGACAAACAGCUCGCAUUCAUGGACCCUGCGGAUAGCUUCGCUUUGACUUUGCGACCGUACCAGCAACAAGCACUUUGCUGGAUGUAUAAUCUGGAGCGAGGCGAGGCCUCUGCUAGGGACUCUACAUCACUACACCCACUCUGGGAGGAAUACAUGUUCCCUUUCGAAGAAGACGACGGCGUUAUCGACUUAUGUGCAGAUGAACGUUCGUUUUAUUUCAAUCCUUAUUCUGGGGAAUUAAGCCUUGAUUUCGUGAGGACGGAAAAUCAUAAAAAGGGUGGAAUCUUAGCUGAUGUGGGAAUGGGCAAAUCGAUUAUGAUGUCAUCAUUAAUACAUACCAGCCGCGGCACCCCUCCCACUUGCUCUGCUACUGCCGACACUGUACCGGCGCACACCAUCAUUUCUGCAUUUGGAAAGCGCAAGCGGCCAGAUAAAAAUAAUAGCCAACCUACAGAGCCUCAUGCCACUCUUCUUAUCGCUCCAAUCAGUCUUCUGUCACAGUGGCAAUCCGAGCUUGAGAGGAGUAGUCAUCCCGAUACGUUGCGCACGCUCGUAUGGCACGGACUCAAUCGUGCCAAUUUGUUCGAAGUACUCGGCCCACAGCCAAAGGGGGAGAGACCUGUCGAUGUGGUUAUUACGUCAUAUGGGACCUUGUCUUCAGAAUACGCUAAUGUUGAAAAGGGCAAAUCUUCUCAGAUAUAUGAUAUUCAAUGGAUGAGAGUAGUUCUUGAUGAAGCUCAUUAUUGUAAAUCGCGACACACGAAGAACGCCAAGGCCUGUUAUAAGCUCAACUCGGUAUAUCGGUGGGCCCUCACUGGUACCCCAAUCGUCAACAGACUUGAAGAUCUGUAUUCACUAUUGUGUUUCCUCAAAUACGAACCGUGGUCAAGUUUUGCGUAUUUCAAAAGCUUUGUCACAACCCCAUUCUUGAAUAGGGAUCCCAGAGCCAUUGAGAUUAUUCAAGUCAUAUUAGAGAACGUUUUGUUGCGCAGAGAGAAGAACAUGAAAGAUGUAGAUGGGAAUCAUAUUGUUGAACUCCCGCCCAAAGUGAUGAGCAUAGAGGAGCUUACGUUUUCCCCCGCCGAGCGAAGAACCUACGAAGAAAUUUACAUCGACGCCAAGAAGGACUUUGGAGACAUGGAUCAGUCUGGCACCAUAACCAAAGGAUUCGCUCAUAUGUUCGCUCAAAUUAUGAGACUUCGGCAAGCAGUCCUUCACCCAGAUCUGAUCAAAGCGCCGAAAGAGGAUCCAGACGAAGUGGAUCUACUGGAGAGUGAUGAUAGUAUUGAGAACGAACCACAUCCACACCUCGGCCUUCGGUCAGCCUCAAUGAGCCCGAUCAUGGGCAUUAAAUCACCGGUAACCAUCAAGGAAUGUGGGCAUGUCGGAUGUCAACGAUGCUUCAUCAAUUUCCUAGAUAUGCCAGGAAAAAGGAAGCAGUAUGAUUUGUCCACUCCCCUUUCGCAGAAACCCUCUUUCAUUGUUGUUGAUAGCCAUCCAGUAAAAGAGGAAUUCGUGGAAAAAGAAACUGACCAUGAUCAAGCACUUAGCUCUCAAAAGAAUACGAUGAACAAAGAAGGAUUUAGAUCGUCUACUAAGGUUGAUGCACUGCUCCGCAAUUUGAACGAGUUACGUGAACAGGAUUCGUCGUUCCGUGCUAUUGUCUUCAGUCAGUUUACAAGUUUCCUGGAUAUCAUUCAAAAAGCACUGGUGCAUCACGGAUUCGAGAACAUGCGACUCGACGGUUCUAUGUCCCAGCAGCAGCGCAGCCAAGCAUUGCGCUCUUUUACACAACCAAGCGAAGGGCCCAAGAUUUUUUGCAUUUCGUUGAGAGCCGGAGGAGUCGGUUUGAAUCUAACGCAAGCUCAGUAUGUAUUCAUGAUGGACUUUUGGUGGAACCGGGCUGCAGAAAAUCAGGCAAUAGAUCGGAUUCACCGAAUUGGGCAGACACGUACGGUCUAUGUCAAGCAUUUUGUAAUACAAAAUACCAUCGAAAAACGCGUUCUCCAAAUUCAGAAACGAAAAACAGCCAUUGUAAAAGGUGCAUUUGGGCAGGCUGGAGACAAGGGCACAAAGGAAUCCGUUCAAAAUAUGAAGCUCAUGUUUGGAGACUAA